AGUUUGGUACACAUUUUAUGUACUCAAUGUUACUAUCAUUAUAGGUGAGAUAAACAAUAAAGUGUGGAAUCGCCGUUAUUGCUGAUAUAGUUUGGUUGAGUGAUUGUUUAUAUCACAGUCAAGAUUUCUAUUGUUAUAUGUUGUUGAAGACAGCCCUUGUUUGUAUUGACUUGUGUGACUAUUGUUGUGGAAGACAGCUUCCGUUGAUAUUAAUUAUUGUUAUCUUGUUUGUUAACAUCGGUUGUAUAUUAGGACUUUAAUGGUGAAACAAUUACAACAGAGACUGAUAGUGGUAUUCUAUUCAACAUUGGUAGCAGAGGAAAAUGUCGAAAUCGAUACCACUCCCGGAGUUUACCGAAUGCAUGAGCUGGACAGACUACAAGAAAGAGAUUAAGAUAUGGCAAGCUUUGACAACGUUGGAUGCAGAAAAACAAGGACCCUGUUUAUAUCUGUCACUUAAAGGUAAAGCAAGAGAGACAGAACUAGAUAUUGACAACAUCAAAGGCGAAAACGGUGUUACCUUGAUACUGGAAAGACUAUAUGAAUUGUACUUAGAAGAAACAUUCCAAAGACCAGAGAAUAUAAAAAUGAAGGACUACCUAGUGAAAUUUGAGUAGCUGUACAAAAAGACAAAGAUCAUAAAACGGACGGUGUUUUGGCAUAUCGUGUAUUGAACUCAGCUAACCUAUCAAAUGACUCUUUGUCGAGCAACCAUGGCUGAUCUGAAAUAUGAUGAAAUGGUUAAACAGCUGAAAAGAUUAUUUGCGGAUGCAAUCACCUCGGCUCCAGUUGGCGCUCAGUCAAUGUCUUCCCAAUCUAAAGAAGAGCCUGUAUUCUUUAAUGACAGCAACGAUACUAGUUCUUAGUAUUACGGCGAUUUCGGUCGACGAAAUUGGUAUCGAGGAAAUGGGGGCAGAAGAAGAGGGAGCUACAAUCCACAACAGAAGAAAGGAGGAAGUGAUAACCAAGGGAUUUUGAACCCUUUGGAUAGAGAUGGAAAUGUAACAAGAUGCAGAAUUUGUGAUGGCAAUAUCAUUGGCAAAACGAUUGUUCAGUAAAGUGGAAAGGUCCAGAUAAAACACUUUGUUUCAAAACACUACCUCACGACAUUACCCCUCACAAAGAGAAGAAAAUUGAUUGAAAACAGCCCUAAAGCAAAAACAGUUUUCUCCUGUUUAAACACUGCCAUCCCGUCAGAGAAGGACAUAAUAAAGCUUCAUCGUCAAUUUAGUCAUUGUCAUGAAAGCAGGUUAAUAAGGUUAAUUGAUUCUUCAAAGGUUUGGAGGAAUACAGACCAGAUAUCGAAGAUGGUCAAGGAAGUGUCCGAAAAUCGCGAUGUUUGCAAAAGAUUUAUGAGGCGAAAACUCAGACCGUUAGUCAGCAUACCUUUGGCUUCUGAAUUCAAUCAAAUUGUUUCCAUGGAUUUGAUCACCUAUGAGCAAGGCAUCUGGAUUUUACAUUUGAUCGAUUUGUUCUCCAGGUAUUCUGUGGCAUGCGUGAGAAAUUCCAAGAAACAAGUUGUAAUGAUUGAUGCGAUUAUGACAAUGUGGAUAAGCUACUUUGGCCAACUAAGAAGGUUUUUAGCUGACAAUGGUGGAGAAUUUUUGAAUGAAGAUUAUCCGGAAAUGUGUGAGAUGUUUAAUAUUGAAGAAGCAAAAACUGCAGCUGAAACCCCUUUGUUAAAUGGUAUAUGUGAAACCCACAACACUGUCGUCAAAGAAGCAGUCAGGAAAACGAUGGAAGACUCAAAUUGUAGUUUGGAAACGGCAGUUGUUUGGGCAGUAAGUGCAAAGAAUUCUUGAGUGGACAUCAAAGAUACAGUCCAAAUAUUUUCGUGUAUGGCAACAGAGCGAAACAAAGUUUUGUGCGUAUAUGUGUGACUGCAGUUGAAAUGGGUAUGUUUUUCUUAUCCGCUAUCAUUUCCGAAAGCCGACUGUAAAAAGUAAUGCAUUCGCGACCCAUGCUUCCGUGAAUUGAAAAUAUAAGCGGCGUGAAACUGCCAUUAUCAACACUCAAAAUUCUACAAUUGUAAUUUCUUUUCUUCUCGUUCUCGUUUGAAAUGAAAGAUUGCUGUAAAGUUUGGUUGCUAUACCUCGAGGCAGUGGGGUCAAAAACCCUUACGUCAAAAAUGCAUGCUGGCCGUUUAUCCAAAAAUCACGAGCACGAAUGUCCGGUCUACAAUCAUCACCGGUCUUUACACUCUUUAAAUCGAAACGUUCUCCAGUCAGCGGUAGCAAAUUCGGUUCCAACUGUACGUCAUGACAAACAUCCUUGAGUAACUUUGAUGUGAGGUCACGAAUCUCGAUUUGACGUUGAACACAGCAUGAAGUGUAAGAUGGGUGGCUUUGUUACGAGACGUCACAACGACAUUCGUGACCUCACAUCAAAGUUACUCAAGGAUGUUUGUCAUGACGUACAGUUGGAACCGAAUUUGCUACCGCUGACUGGAGAACGUUUCGAUUUAAAGAGUGUAAAGACCGGUGAUGAUUGUAGACCGGACAUUCGUGCUCGUGAUUUUUGGAUAAACGGCCAGCAUGCAUUUUUGACGUAAGGGUUUUUGACCCCACUUCCUUUGAGGUAUAGCAACCAAACUUUACAGCAAUCUUUCAUUUCAAACGAGAACGAGAAGAAAAGAAAUUACAAUUGUAGAAUUUUGAGUGUUGAUAAUGGCAGUUUCACGCCGCUUAUAUUUUCAAUUCACGGAAGCAUGGGUCGCUAAUGCAUUACUUUUUACAGUCGGCUUUCGGAAAUGAUAGCGGAUAAGAAGAACAUACCCAUUUCAACUGCAGUCACACAUAUACGCACAAAACAUUAUUUCGCUCUGUUGAGAUCCGGUUUAAUAUGUUUAAGAGGUUCGAGAAGUUUGUAUAAAAAGUUCGAUGUAGGAGAUGAUAUUGUUAAAUCAUUAGUUAGGAAUAUGUUGUGUUAUGUCGUAAUUUAGUCCCUCGUCAUAUAAUGUUCUAGUUGUUGUUGUAAAAUUAUGUGUAGUUUAUGUGUUUAAUAAACUAUCCUAAAUCAGUGUUUUGUCAGACGAUUCAAUUGUUAACUCGAAUAUUCACUAUGCAAACACAGGGUAGCUCUCAGGAAAUCAGCUCUUAGGUAAAUAACUCUCUUGCUGUCAUUCACUCAGUACGUGCUUCUUUUCACCAAGAUCAUAGUAAAUUUGGAAGUACUUGAGGAAUUCAGUGAUUUGCAUGUUGUUUUUCCAAGUUCAAGCGUGUCAAUAUCUGGAAUUCAAAUGACUUGGAAUAUGUCAUUAAACAGGGUGAUACACUUUACAAGUCCAUAAAUACUUCAUUAUUUUAUCAACCCUCGACCUUCCUAGGACGGUCAGUGUUCACAAUGCUGUAGUAGAACUUGAUUUCAACCAAGACAUGUUUGGAACACUAACCAGGGAUAAU
This is a messenger RNA of Hydractinia symbiolongicarpus, 3401 nucleotides long. RefSeq lists its product as uncharacterized. The transcript has 2 exons. NCBI's taxonomy places the organism in Eukaryota, Metazoa, Cnidaria, Hydrozoa, Anthoathecata, Hydractiniidae. The record is from RefSeq and is a predicted model, not a curated record. Gene Ontology annotation, biological process: DNA integration. Bases 1308 to 1802 code for a protein of 164 amino acids. Gene Ontology annotation, molecular function: nucleic acid binding.